CCAGUCCUGCAGAUGCUUUGGCGCGAGCUUCUGUUCCGAGUGAGCCCAACGAGGACACCCCUCAUGUGAUGAUAUCGUUGGCUUUGGAAGACGACCAGAGACUGGAUAUCAACGCUUGGGAGCAGUGGCUCAAUGCCUUUCCCGCUAUGGCCCGGUACGUCAAGAUCCAGGGCGUCUUCAAAAGCCACUCCACCCUGGUCUUGGUCUCAAUGCCCGUCAUGAUUUGGGAUCUGCUGCCGGAGGAUCCAGCGACCUCCUUCAUCGCCUUCAUCCGCUCCAAUAACAUGGCAGCUCAGAAGCCCCAGCCAACGCCAAUUGCUACAUCCGUACCAGCACCUGACUUCCAGUCGGAGCCGAUAGACCCUGACACCACCUCCGUCAUGACCGGGACGACCGUCGCGCCUACUGAGUUCAGUCGCCUUGGCGGCCAGUUUAGGAGCUCCUUCAGCUUCGCCUCUGCGCGGGACGCCAGGUCGGCCCGGAAUGCGGCUCCCCUGAGCCAGCCUGGAACGCCACAAGCAGGGCCAGCUCCCUCGUCGUCUCCGUCAAGCCGACAACUGGCACCUCUUCCGAGGUCUAUGAGCUCCUCUUUUCCUGCCACGCACCCGAAUCCAUCUUCACUCAGUACCGGUACUACUCCUGUGAUAUCCAGACAAAUGAUUCUUAACCAACAGCAAUCGCAAAGACGCACCACGUUUGGCGGUACCGAUGUGCCUCAACCCCAGAGCUUCGCGCCCCAUGUCGAGAAGCGUCUGGAGGAAUACUACCAGAACCGGCCAUUUCCAAACGACGGCGAGAGUGCUUUCCUCGCUUCCAAUCUUGGGAUAGAACCUUUCCAUCUGGGUCUGUGGUUCCACCACCGGCGAGAACGGGAUUUGGUUACGAACCGACUGGCCAGCAUGAAAGUCGGGGACACGCCGCCGUUCAAUGAGGGCGGCAGCCCGCUGUUAAUCUUGCCGGCCGAUCUCAGCAGACUUCUCGAGAUAUCUUUGCCCGGACAAACCCUCAUCUUUGACGUUCGGCCGCCAUCGGAGUAUCAACGAUCGCACAUUCGCGACGCUAUAAACCUUCGUGUUCCUCAAAACUUCAUCAAAGACGCUUCUCCUGAUAUGAUUGGCCGUACCAUCUCCGAGGAGCAAGGUCACGAUACCUUUGCCAGGUGGAGGGAAGCGAGAUGCAUGGUGUUUUACUCCCGUGGGCUGGAGAGUGCAUGGGAGUGCCCCUCUGCAACGUCUCUGCCGCAUAAGCUGUCCGAGUUUGGCUGGACGGGGCGAAGCUUUGUUCUCAAAGGCCACUAUCGCGAGUUCAGUGCCUCUUUUGGCCAGUACAUCGUGGACAGCAAAAAGAGCCUUGAGGCGGGCAGCUCCGAGCAGCAUAGCGGGCCAAAAGAAGCUGCUGCUGUCGAUCUAGCGCAGGCCCAUGAGCAAUAUGCUCAAUGGCUUGCUCAUGUAGAGGCUGAGGAUCGAUCACGCACCAACGCACCCUCUCCCACACGGACGUCCGACAGGGUGGAAUUCGUGGAGAGCCAAG
Trichoderma citrinoviride is the source of this 1530-nucleotide messenger RNA. RefSeq lists its product as hypothetical. Lineage: Eukaryota; Fungi; Ascomycota; Sordariomycetes; Hypocreales; Hypocreaceae. The annotation marks the transcript as partial. The record is from RefSeq and is a predicted model, not a curated record. The transcript has a single exon. Gene Ontology annotation, molecular function: DNA binding.